Pocillopora meandrina is the source of this 1047-nucleotide messenger RNA. Lineage: Eukaryota; Metazoa; Cnidaria; Anthozoa; Scleractinia; Pocilloporidae. The record is from the annotation of a GenBank genome assembly.
UCGCGGGCAGCUGGCGAAACUGUAUCGAAGAUAAUAAAAGAACGGCAACAAGAACUUCUCGCUCACCUCAAACUCGUGACUCCCGCGCCAAAAGUGACCAAAUCUAGCCUUCUUGAUGCUAGAAAGCUUUUUGGAGACAACUUCAAGAAAAAAGUGACGCUGCGGAAGUCUGGCCAUCUCGGGGCUUACGAAGAAAUAUCUCUCCUUCAGUUUGAUCCGAACUUUACUUCUUCUGAGGUUACCUGCCGUCAUCCGUCAUGCUCGACCAAGAAUUCAGAAGCAGCAAAAAGUGGCAACAAAAGGGAUCUUUUCCUCUGUCCAACUCAUCAGCAAGUGUUGAGGAACAGCAUUUCUAACCUCUUUGCAAAGGAGAAAAUUACUCUCUCCAACAGUACCAACAAACACGGUCUUUUUGCUGGAUACACGUCAGUUAUCAGUGUGCUGGAUAGUGCCUAUCAUGGUGCCAAGGAAUCUCAGACGCUUAAGGGAAAAUCUCUGUUGAUCCAAGAAGCAAUUCUUAAUGUUAGAAACUUCUUAAUCAUAACCAACUGCUUAUUAAACCCCGAUGAUGAUAACCUGGGAAUUGCUCUGCCUCCUGUAUUCCAAAUCUUGCACCUCAUCCUGAAGGAUCCUGACAAACCCACAAAGUCGGUAGUUGGCCUCAUCCACAUGCUCCGCGACGUCAUUGAGAUGGUUCUUUUCUCUUUUGGUGUGAUCUAUUGUUGGGUGGCCCUUGCCCUUCGCAAUCCUGCUACUCAGAUUGGGUUUGGAGUGGGUAUGAUCUUGGGGGCAGGCGCUUUCUUCCUGGGACCUUGGAGUGGAGCCGCUGGUGUGACCAUAGGAGGGACUGCUGGAGGUCUCAUUGGCAAUGGUAUUCACAGCUUUUUAACUAAGAAACAACAAAACCAGAGGCUACAGCGAUUCAUAGAGGAAUGGAGGGAAGCUGGAGGUGAUAUACAACAGAAUGGUCAACCAAACAACCAGGAUCUAGUAUACAUUGUUGAAGCAAAUGCAGAAGGUAGACUGGCUUUAGCACUUGGCGGUUAA